AUGGUACAGGUGGUGCAUGAUGUAGACUUGCAGAAGCUGCCCGUGAGGUUUGCAAUGGACAGAGCUGGGCUGGUUGGAGCUGAUGGUCCGACACAUUGUGGUGCUUUUGAUGUCACUUACAUGGCAUGCCUCCCAAACAUGGUGGUGAUGGCUCCUUCGGAUGAGGCUGAGCUUUUUAACAUGGUUGCAACCGCUGCUGCCAUAGAUGACAGACCAAGCUGUUUUCGAUACCCAAGAGGAAAUGGGGUUGGUGCAGAGCUGCCACCAGGGAACAAAGGCAUUCCUCUUGAGGUUGGAAAAGGCCGGAUAUUGAUUGAAGGGGAGAGAAUAGCACUUUUGGGCUAUGGAACAGCAGUACAGAGCUGUUUGGCUGCAGCUGCUUUAGUAAAACCCCAUGGAUUGCGGUUAACAGUUGCAGAUGCACGUUUCUGCAAACCGUUGGAUUAUGCUCUUAUUCGCAGCCUGGCAAAAACGCAUGAUGUUUUGAUCACAGUAGAAGAAGGAUCAAUCGGAGGGUUUGGGUCUCAUGUUGCUCAGUUCAUAGCUCUAGAUGGGCUUCUUGAUGGAAAGGUGAAGUGGAGAUCACUGGUUCUUCCUGAUCGGUACAUUGACCAUGGAUCCCCUGCUGACCAACUGGCCCAAGCUGGUCUCACACCAUCUCAUAUUGCAGCAACAGUAUUCAAUAUACUUGGGCAAACAAGAGAGGCUCUGGAGAUCAUGUCAUAG
Molecule: messenger RNA, 726 nt
Organism: Ilex paraguariensis (yerba mate)
Lineage: Eukaryota; Viridiplantae; Streptophyta; Magnoliopsida; Aquifoliales; Aquifoliaceae
Source: the annotation of a GenBank genome assembly